AAUAUGGCGCAUUAGCGUUCUAAAGUAUUCUCACUACAAUUCAUUAGUUUUAUUCUGUUCUUUGAGACGUGUUGUAUCACCUCUUACCACGUGCUCGCAUAGUAAUAGUGUAUAAUGCACGUGGAACGCUAUAAAUAGCAUAUUCACGAACUAAAGAAAAUAUUAGCGUACAAAUAGAGAUCAUCGACCUUGUUCCGUCAACAAAAACAUUAGCUCAAUUUCAAGUUAUUUUUAACGCACUUUACAGUGGUUUUGUGUUUGUCCCAAGUGACAGAAAUUAAUGAUAUAAUCAAAUUCGCAGUUAACUAAGGUCAUGAUUGAGUGCAAUUCUUGCAGUCGGGUUAUCCAUUCCGACGUAAUUCAUUGUGCUAGAUGUUAUAGACCAUAUCAUCCUUCAUGUUCACACAAGCAGGGAAUAACAAGCCGUGGCUUCGUUAACAUCUGUUGUUCUGGAUAUGACAAUUGUGACUAUCGUCAAAUAUCGUUCAACCAAAAAAAUAAUUUUGGUCCUCCAAAAAAAGUUUCCAGACACCACGAGAAUGUUAUUCAAAACAUAAAGUUUGAAGAGACUCACCACAUCGACGAAGAUGACGAACCACAGAUUCUUGAUGUGGAUGAGCCAGAAGUCAUUGUAUUGGAUGAUGAUGACGAUGAAGUAAUACAUGAGUCAUUAGAAGAAGUGAAUGUUAUUCAAAUGGAAAAAGCAGUUAAUGAUAGAAAAAAUGAAAUUCUUGCUGAAAUGAGAACUUCUAGUGAAACAAAUGAUAGGCUGGAUAGAAAAAGGAGUAUAACUAAUGAUUCAAACAAAGAAAUAACUUUAGAAACAGUUUGGAACGGCAUUUCAGGUUUACAGAAUUCUAUUACCAAUAUUUCAGGAUCAUUAAAGACAGUUUUUACUAAUUCACAAUCCAUGGAAUCACGAAUAACUGAACUAGAAAAAUCCAUGAACAUUGUUCAAACAAAACUAGCAAAUCUUGAUCAUGUUCAAGAAUAUCUAGAAAAUCUAAAAGAGCACUAUAAUCACUUACAAGAUGCAGUAGAAAAACUGAAAUCCCAGAAAACAUUCAACUUAUCUGAAAUAAGCGGAGAACUGAGGGCCAGAGAAAUUAAAUCAAAAAAUGUCAUAAUUUAUCGUGUCCCUGAAGAUAAUCUCCAUCUCUCUAAUAAUUAUUCCACAGUAGAAGAUAUCAAUAGGCUUAAUGCACUUAUUUCAGAAAGAGAUAAAUUAAGAGUUCGUGAAAUUUUUGAAAAUAUACCACAAUUAAAUUUAAAUAAUAUUAAAACUAGAAGAAUUGGUAGUAUUGAUUCCAGUGAUUGCAGACCUUUAAGAGUAAUAUUGUCAAGUAAAGAAGAUAUGAUGACUGUAAUAAGAAAUAGACAUUUAAUAAAUCGACCAUAUUUUGUAAAAACAGAUCUAACAAGAUGUCAACGAAAAAAACUAAAAGAACUCAGAGAAGAGUUAUUAAAGAUAAACCAAACAAGUACAAAAAUGACUAUCAGGUUUAUUAAUGAUGAACCUACACUAGUACCCAUUGAUAAUUUCAAAAAUGAAGCAUAAGGUAAAAUGAAUACCAUUAAAAACUCCGUAAACAAUAGUCUAUCCAUUCUAACCAUUUAUGUGUAAUACUUAUAACCAUUAUUAAUAGUUUUUAAUCUUAUGUAAGCAAAUUUUUACUUUAAAAAACGUUUUUUUUUUUUAAAACGUUAAAUAAAAUGUAACGACAUAGUCAUUAAAUUCCAAACUCAUAAAAUUGUUCAAAUUUUUCCUACUUUUUAUGAUAAAUUUUUACAUAAAGUACUUUUGUAAAUAUACUUAGUAUAAGUAAAUAGUAACUGAAAUAGAAUAGAUCAAUGAUAGACUGUAUGGAAGAUUGUAAAUUAUUUUCAUUGUUUAAGAACAUAUAAACAAAAUUUUGUCAAUUGCUAAACUUGAUUUUGUUUCCAAACUUUACUAUUUUUAUUAUUUCAAAUGUUAAAAAAAAAUAAAAGAUUAAGUACGAAGCAAAAUAAA
Trichogramma pretiosum is the source of this 2011-nucleotide messenger RNA. RefSeq lists its product as uncharacterized. NCBI's taxonomy places the organism in Eukaryota, Metazoa, Arthropoda, Insecta, Hymenoptera, Trichogrammatidae. The coding region runs from base 314 to 1558 and encodes 414 amino acids. The record is from RefSeq and is a predicted model, not a curated record. The transcript is spliced from 2 exons.